UCCGGCGCCGGGGCGCGUGACGUUGUUUCCGGUGUGCCCGGGGCCCAACGCGGAUCCGACGCCCGGAGCCUCCGGGAGCCGCCAGGCAGACCCCGAGCAUGACCGACGGGCUGAUGAGCAAAGCAGCCACCAUGGAGAUCCCAAUCCAUGGCAACGGAGACUCCCGUCGUCUCGCUGAGGACGAUGGUCUGGAGCAGGACCUCCAGCAGGUGAUGGUGUCGGGGCCCAACCUGAACGAGACCAGCAUUGUUUCCGGGGGCUACGGGGGCACCGCCGAGGGUAUCAUCCCCACCAGCGCCAUCAAAGGCUCUCUCGUUCCAUCUCACCCACCCCGAAGACCGCUCAUCUCCCCCAGCACUUUGGCUGCCAGCCGGAUAGCCAGCCAGGCAGUCGCUGCCUCAGGUUCCAAUUUGCACCAGCCGCACUCCAGCCCAGCCCUGGCAGGUGAGGAGGCCACGCGGGGCAUCGCGGUGGAGAAGUUUGAUGUCGUCAAGAAGUGGGGCAUCAACACCUACAAGUGCACAAAGCAGCUGCUCUCAGAGCGCUUUGGGAGGGGCUCACGGACCGUCGACCUGGAGCUGGAGACGCAGAUUGAGCUCCUGCGGGACACUAAGCGCAAGUACGAGAGCGUCCUGGGCCUGGCGAGGGCCCUCACCAACCACUUCUACAGCCUGGUGCAGACGCAGCACGCCCUGGCCGACGCCUUCUCCGACCUCAGCCAGAAGUCCCCAGAGCUGCAGGAGGAGUUUGGAUACAACGCAGAGACCCAGAAGCUGCUGUGCAAGAAUGGGGAGACCCUCCUGGGGGCCGUCAACUUCUUCGUCUCCAGCAUCAACACGCUGGUCAACAAGACCAUGGAGGACACUCUCAUGACCGUCAAGCAGUACGAGACGGCCAGGCUGGAGUAUGACGCCUACCGCACGGACCUGGAGGAGCUGAACUUGGGCCCUCGGGACGCCAGCACCCUCUGUCGCCUGGACGCCGCCCAGGUCCACUUCCAGGCCCACCGCGCCAAGUACGAGAAGCUGCGGGCAGAUGUGGCCGUCAAGCUGAAGUUCUUGGAGGAGAACAAGGUGAAGGUGAUGCACAAGCAGCUCCUGCUCUUCCACAACGCCAUCUCGGCCUACUUUGCCGGCAACCAGCAGCAGCUGGAGCAGACGCUCAAGCAGUUCAACAUCAAGCUGAAGAGCCCCGGAGCAGAGAAGCCCUCGUGGCUGGAGGAGCCGUGAACUGCCCGCCCCUCCCCCUGCCCGCCCCCUCCCCAGCCCCCUGGCUCCCUUCAUGGACCUGGAUUCUGGGGGGAGGGGGCUGAGCUCUGUGCCCCCUCGCCACCUUCUGGAGCAGAAGAAGAGGCAGGCCGGGCGAGGAGGGGGCCCUUGCCAGCAGAAACACUCUCCUCUCUCCCCCCACCAGCUUUUCCUGAGGCUGCUUGAGUGGCAGGUGACUCUCGCCCCACCCGAGAUUUUGCUCUUGGCUCUGGAGAAGGGGCCCCCCGCCUCUGCCACCUCCUCCAUGCCACGAGGGCCUGCACUUUUGACACACUCCAUGGUGGUGGUGGGAAACAGCCACAAAAGAGGGGCUGGCAUUUUGGGGAGAGGGGGAAGCGGGGUUCUCCCUCUUGCCACAAGGCAGCUCCAGCCCCACACUACACAUUUCUUAACCCCCCUUGCUGGCAUAAACAGGGAGGGGGGCGUCAUCCUCUGGCCCCCAGCUGCUGUUCUGCUCCAGUACUUUUCUCAUGGGGGGGGUGGAGUGGGGGUCCUGCAUUUGGGCAGCUCUGACCUCUCCCUAGUUGUGCUCCAAAUUGGGGGGGGGGAGCUGUACACAGGAGGCCUCAGUCUGGAUGUGCUGCUAUUGGGGUGGGUGUGAAUGUUAGGAUCCCAAGCUGGGAUUGCCCCCCCCCUCCCAGUAUGGACCAAAAAGUAGUAUGGCUUCAGCCUUGCAGGGAGAGGGGGAUGUGUGUGUGUGUGUGUGUGUGUGUGUGUGUGUGUGUGUGUAUGUGUGUUUUAUGGCCAGUACCCCUGUGUUGUGUUCCUAGGUGAGGGGGCUCCAUGGGGGGUGGCGGCAGGGGGGCACCAGGGUAAAGGAAUGGGUGCUUCUCCCUGCUGGAUCCCCCCACCCACUCUGUAAAGAUUCCAGAAUAAACGGUACGAAUCAGAGCCUGCCAUGCUCCUGUUGCCGACGCCAGGGGAACCCUCAGCCUGGCACGCUCCUACUCUGUGGCAGCCCCCCCAUCAUUCCUCUUGAUCUCUGUGGGGUGGAGGGGGUGGAGGCAGGGGAGGGCUGCCAGCCAGGCGGCAGAAGGAGGAGCCCAGCAAGACCCCUAUAUUGCAGGGUGUUGGACUAGAAAACCCUUCGGGUCCCUUCUCAUUCUAUCCUCCUCCCCUGCUUGACUCUCAGUUGAAGCCUGCCUUUGGAGGAAGAUGAUGUGGGGCCAGGGAGGGCCUGCCUCUCUCCCAUGGGGGUCAGCCAGAUGCCCUCACAAGGGGUGCAAGAAGAAUUGCAGGCUCCCUUCCAGAAGGGGCUCUUGCCCACCCCCUUGAGAGACCCCCUGGCUCCUCACGCCCUUCCAGGCUCCCCUAGCUCCAGAUCAGCAGCCGUGGCCCCCUGCCCCAUGUAGUCUGUUGCGUUUCAGUCGAAGAAGCAUGACUUCCAUUACAAAGAGGAAUGAUGGAGAGAUCCAGGAGGAGGAGGAGCAGGUGACCUUGGAGACAAUCAAAAGGGUUGCAUAGAAAUAAAGUGCAAUGUUCUGUUUCUAA
Molecule: messenger RNA, 2759 nt
Organism: Lacerta agilis (Sand lizard)
Lineage: Eukaryota; Metazoa; Chordata; Lepidosauria; Squamata; Lacertidae
Gene: ARFIP2
Product: ADP ribosylation factor interacting protein 2
Exons: 9
Coding region: 99-1229 (376 amino acids)
Biological process (GO): regulation of Arp2/3 complex-mediated actin nucleation; intracellular protein transport
Cellular component (GO): trans-Golgi network membrane
Molecular function (GO): protein domain specific binding; phospholipid binding
Source: RefSeq, a predicted model, not a curated record